UUCGUCAUCUGAUACCUCUCCCAGGCAACAGCUCCCCCGCAGACACUGUUAACUUGCGCUGCACACUACCGUUUCUCUUUGCAAAGCGAACCAACUUACGGAUUUACUUUGACGACUGUGUGCCCCUUUUCUCUCGAUACUUCUGUCUGUGGUCGUGCCUCAUCGUCUCUUCGCCCUCCACAGUCGUAGAUCUCAGAGAAGAGCUCGGUUUCUUUUAAGCUUUUCGUGUUCUAAUUUCAAGCUUGUUCAGUUCUUGCUCAAGUUUGCGUUUUGAUUGGAAAAACCCUAGAUUUGUAGUUGUUUACAUUCUUUCAAAUUUUGUUGGAGUGAAUCCCUAGGUUUCCGAUCGAAUUCGGUGUAAUUGACGACUGAAGUACAGUUUUCUCUGCAACCGCCUUGAUUUCUAAGCUCAUGGAUAGAUUGGAUCUGUAAUCUCAGCUGAAUCCGAAGAUUGGAAUCUGCGGGUUCAUGUGUUGAAAUGGCGCGAAUUGGCAUUAUUCCUCUGGGUUUUUUAUUUUUCUUCGUCAUUGUUAAUUGCUUUCGUGCUGAAACAGAGGUAAAUUCAACAAAUUCAAAUACUAGUUUUGAUCCGAAGGGUUCCCUGCCCUCGAACAACACAGAUAGCUCGGUUCCGAAAAAGAGUGGAUCUGAUUCAGAGAUUGAUUCUACAAAAACUGGGCAAGGAAAGAAGGGUGAAGAACAGGAUGGUGAAUUACAAGGGGAAAGCAAGAACAAUCAUAUGAUGGGCAAUUCGACAAAGCAAUUGGACUCGAAAGAUGGCCCAAAAACUGGAACAAACGAGGAUGGUUCAAGCAAAGAAUCACAAGUCGAGGUGCAUGAUAGGAAAGAGAAACCGAGUGAACAGCCACAGACCACAACUCCGUUGCCUAAAGAAGAAAGCACUGACGGAGUUGCAGUCCCCUCGAAGAAAUCAAGGAAGGAAGGUUUUCGGGGCGAAGAAUGUGAUUCGUCAAAUCACUGCACAGAUACAAAGAAACAAUUAGUUGCCUGUUUAAGAGUUCCUGGAAAUGACUCUCCAGAUCUUUCACUUCUGAUACAGAAUAAGGGGAAAGGCCUGCUUAUUGUAAAUAUUUCUGCUCCUGACUUUGUCCAACUGGAAGAAACUACUGUUCAACUCGAAGGGAAACAAAACAGUAAGGUGAAAGUUGCUAUAGGGGAUGGAGGUAAUGACACAUUGAUCACCUUGACAGCAGGGAGUGGUGACUGCCUCCUUGAUUUCCGGGACCUGACCUUACAUAAUUUGGGGAGGAAAAUAGAUCAUUCCACCAUCUCCAAAUACGCAAACCUUCUGACACAGGCCCCCUCCGCCGUAUACAUGUCAGCUGGUGUAUUACUUCUACUAGUGGCAUCAGCUUGCAUGUUCAUCAGAUUCCGACGGACGCAUAUCCCUAGUGAUGGUUCCAAAUACCAAAAGUUGGAAACAGAGCUGCCAAUUUCAGGUGGAGGGAAAACUGAGGUAGAAGCAACUGAUGGAUGGGAUAACAGUUGGGACGACAAUUGGGAUGACGAGGAGGCACCGGUCACAGCGUCAAAACCUGUCACACCAAGCGUUUCCUCCAAAGGUCUUGCUUCAAGACGGUUGAACAAAGAAGGGCGGAAUGAUUAAUCGACACUGAAUUGGGUACACAAAUAGAAACAUUAAGAAGCAAAUGCUUAUGUUUCUUUCUAAUUGGCUUUCGAGUCUGUAUCAAUACAUCAGUUUUUGGGAUGAUGCAUUCUUCAUGUUAUUCAAUUGUUGUUUGUCUAUGAAACUAAUUAUCCAGAAACACAAAUGAGUGUAAGGGGGAGAGGAAAAAUGUAAAUAUUUUUUAAAUUAAAUUUGUUAUAGUUCACAGGAGAACAUCAGCAAUAAGGGCAGGUGCUACUGAUCCUUUCACCAGUUGGAUUUGUAUUCAGGGAGCAUUUUAUGUCAAUACAUGUGUGUGUCUUGUUCCAGUUUGUAAAUAAAACGUCCUUACAUUCGGCUUUUAUUCAUUAUUCUAGUUAGAUUCAUGUAUGAAGGCCCUACCAUUUGCUUCUUGAUAAAA
Molecule: messenger RNA, 2048 nt
Organism: Macadamia integrifolia
Lineage: Eukaryota; Viridiplantae; Streptophyta; Magnoliopsida; Proteales; Proteaceae
Exons: 4
Coding region: 479-1627 (382 amino acids)
Source: RefSeq, a predicted model, not a curated record